AUGGAGACCGUUGUCAUUGUUGCCAUCGGGGUGCUGGCCACCAUCUUCCUGGCGUCCUUCGUGGCGCUGGUCGUGGUGUGCAGGCAGCGAUACUGUCACCCUAAGGACCUGCGCCACCACUACGAUACCAAACCCAUCGUGGACCUGAUGGGGACCACGGAAAUGCCAUCAGAGCCCUCGGAGCUGGAGCUGGACGACGUGGUCAUCACCAACCCCCACAUUGAGGCCAUCCUGGAGAAUGAGGACUGGGUUGAGGAUGCCUCGGGUCUGGUGUCCCACUGCAUCGCCAUCCUGAAGAUCUGUCACACACUGACGGAGAAGUUGGUGGCCAUGACCAUGGGCUCGGGCACACGCGUGAAAUCCCCGGCCAGCCUGGGUGACAUCAUCGUGGUGGCCAAGCGCAUCAGCCCCAGGGUGGACGAUGUGGUGAGAUCCAUGUACCCCCCGCUGGACCCCAAACUGCUGGAUGCGAGGGCCGCAGCGCUGCUGCUGUCGGUCAGUCACCUGGUGCUGGUGACCCGCAGUGCCUGUCGCCAGCCGGCCGCCCGCCACUGGGUCGAGAGGUCCCUGGCAGCUGCCGAGGAGCACAUGGCUGUGCUGCGCCAGGCUGCCAUGGCCACCGAGCCUGAGCGACCCCCGGCCCCCGCCGAGCCCCCUCGCCAGGAGCAGUCAGCCAUCUGA
Messenger RNA from Cinclus cinclus, 681 nucleotides. It is a transcript of the gene TMEM98, whose product is annotated as transmembrane protein 98. Lineage: Eukaryota; Metazoa; Chordata; Aves; Passeriformes; Cinclidae. The transcript is spliced from 6 exons. The record is from RefSeq and is a predicted model, not a curated record. Gene Ontology annotation, cellular component: endoplasmic reticulum. The coding region runs from base 1 to 681 and encodes 226 amino acids.